UAAACCGGACGUGUCCAGUUAACUGUACUAUAGAAACAAACAUGAGCAGGUUUUUCAUCUUUAACACUUAUGAACUUUUAAAGAGGACGGUAUAUGCUAACACUUAACAAACACAAUCGAAUUAAGGAAAAGUUAAAGGUAAUUAUGAACUUAACUAGUUUAACCAGCAAGUCGUAUACAUUCUUAUUAACGUUACAUUAAAAUGUGGUGUCAUUUAAUACUGUUGAGAGUACUUUAGACCAAAACAAAACACAUCCAUGUCCAGACUUAUAUACACAGGAUUCCUUCAGUUGUACGUUUCCCCGUUUGACGUUAGUGCUGCAUAACGUUAAUCAUUAACCGCUAUGAGGAAAAUAUACAGUCAUGACUUUUAGUUUGAAAUAUAAGCUCUGCAAAGAAGUCUCGUGGUGAUUUUUUUAUAGUAACUUAUUUGUCUCGUGGUGUUCAACUGUGCUGUGUAUCGCCUAACGUUAAAUCUUUUCGCGUAACUUAGUUGUGCUUAUAAUGGAGGAAGAAAAAUCAUUUUCGUCAAAGUCCAGUGUCUUUUUGGGGAGAGAGAAGGAGUGCGGUACUGCGUGUAAAAUGAGUUUUACUGAUGAGAAAGAGGAAGAGAGUGGGAUCCAUAAUUUGCUCGAGAAAGCAUCAUCUCCAGUGCCUAGUUAUGUGUCUUUAAAGAGUGACAGAUCAAUGGCUGAACCACCUAAAUUCAGUGACGAAGCGAAACAUUUUCCACUCAGUCAUUCAGAGAAAGAGGAGCAGAAAUGUGCUGUUCACUACCAGUUCCAGGGUGCAGCAUCAUCUCUACCAAGCAAUGUGUCUUUAAAGAGUGACAGAUCAAUGGCUGAACCUCCUAAAUUUAGUCAUGUAGCUCAACAUUUGCAGUCCAGUCUUUCAGAAAAAGUAGAAGUCUGUGCUGUUCACCAUCGGAGACUGUCAUCUACAAUAUCAAGCUAUGUGUCUUUAAAGAGUGACAGGUCUAUGGCUGAACCUCCUCGAUUCAGUGAUGCAUCAGAACAAUUUAAAUAUGGCCACAGGGUAGUUCAAGAUCAGCCUGAGUGCCCACAGCCAGGGUCCAGUUCUGCUGGAGAGCAGCUCAACAUUUUCCAAUCAGUAGAUGAAAUCUCUCAGCGUAUCAAAGAGCAUCACAAAACCAGCAUAAAGCAGAAGUAUGAGAGUUUAUGCGAAGGAUUCAACAAACAAGAAAACAAAACCCUCCUGAAUAAGAUUUACACACAGCUUUAUAUAAUAGAGGGAGAGAGAGAAGGGGUGAAUGAAGAACAUGAGGUUGUGCAAAUUGAAAAGGCCAAGACUGAACGCUUACAAGGCACUCCAAUUAACUGCAAUGACAUUUUUCAGCCCGUACAUGAUCCAUGUUAUGGAAGAAGUGAUGAGAAAGACAAAGUGAGGACUGUUCUCACCAAAGGAAUUGCUGGAAUUGGAAAAACCGUCUCUGUGCAGAAGUUCAUUCUGGAUUGGGCUGAGGGAAAAGCAAAUCAGGAUGUCGAUUUUCUCUUUGUUCUUCCAUUUCGGGAACUUAACUUAGUUAAAGAUGACCAAUACAGUCUUCACAAACUUCUGCUUGACUUUCAUCCAGAACUUUUGGAGAUAAACACUAGGAUUUAUGAUUUAUGUAAAGUCUUGUUUGUCUUUGAUGGUCUGGAUGAAAGUAGAAUUACCCUGACAUUUUCACACUGUGAGAAGAUUUCUGAUGUGUCCACAAGCUCAUCUGUGAGCAUGUUGUUGUCAAAUCUCAUCAAGGGGGAGUUGCUGCCCUCUGCUCUCAUCUGGAUCACAUCCAGACCCGCAGCAGCCAGCCAUAUCCCCUCACAUUACAUCAGCCGUGUGACAGAAGUGCAAGGAUUCAGUGACCCUCAAAAGGAGGAAUAUUUCAGGAAGAGGAUCAGCAACCAGGAUCAGGCCAGCAGAAUCAUCUCACACAUUAGAGCAGCAAGAAGCCUUCACAUAAUGUGCCAUAUACCGGUCUUCUGCUGUAUCACAGCCACUGUGCUUCAGAACAUCCUGGAACAGGAUCUCAGUGCAGAAAUCCCUAAAACAUUAACAGAGAUGUACAUACAUUUUCUGAUCAUCCAGACGGAUGUGAAGAGGCAGAAGUUUGAUCAGAAUGUCGAGGGAAUUGAGAAAGAUCUAAAAUUGCUGCUGGAGGCAAGCAGAGAUUUGAUAUUGAAACUUGCUGAACUGGCUUUCAAAGGUCUGAUGAAUGGUCAUGUCCUGUUUUAUGAUGAGGACCUGAAAGCGUGUGGCAUAGAUGUCAAUGAGGCCUGUGUGCACUCCGGGUUUUGCACUGAGUUCUUUGAUGAGGAAUCUGUGAUCAAGUCAAGGAAGGUCUACUGCUUUGUUCAUUUGAGCUUUCAAGAGUUUUUUGCAGCACUUUUUGUGUUUUCCAGCUAUCUGAACAAGAGCAGUGAUGUCCUGAAGAUAUUCCAAAAGAAGAAAGGGAGAAGAAAGGUCAAACUGCAGUCUGAUGAGGUUUCGCUGGAUGUGUUUCUGAAUGGUGUGGUGGAUGAAGCACUGAAGAGUGAUAAUGGACAUCUGGAUCUUUUCCUUAGAUUUCUUCAUGGCCUCUUGCUGGAGUCAAAUCAGAGACUUCUCCAAGGUCUGCUCACACACAUGGAGGACGACCCUGAAAGCAUGACAAAAGCGAUGAAAAACCUCAAACAGAGUCAAAAGCAGAAUGUUAGACCAGAAAGGUGGAUUAAUCUGUCACACUGCCUAAUUGAAAUGAAGGACACUUCUGUUUCUGAGGAUAUUCAGGCGUACCUUAAAAAUGAAGGAAAAAGAAAAAUAUAUUUGUCUUCCCCCCACUGUUCAGCGCUGGCUAACAUGCUUCUGAUGGCAGAGGAUGUGCUGGAAGAGCUAGACCUCAAGAAAUACAACACAACAUCCAUGCAGGCUCUGAGGAGACUGAUACCAGCUGUGAGGAACUGCAGAAAGGCAAUAUUGGUAGGCUGUAAUCUCACUGAACAAUCAUGUGAAACUGUGGCAUCGGCUCUGCAGCCAGCCAACUCCCCAGUGAGAGAGCUGGACAUGAGUAACAAUGACCUGCAGGACUCGGGUGUAAAACUCAUUUCUGUUGGACUCAAGAGUUCACACUGUAAACUGGAGAUACUGAGAUUGAAAUGUUGUAAACUCACCAUGCAGUGCUGUGAAACGGUGGCUUCAGCUCUGCUGUCAGCAAAUUCACGCCUGAGAGAGCUGGACCUCAGUUACAAUGAGCUGCAGGAUUCAGGAGUAGAGUGGCUCGCUGCUGGACUAAAAAGCCCACACUGUAAACUGGAGAUAUUGAGUUUGUCUGGCUGUAAACUCACUAGUCAGUCCUGUGAAGUGCUGGCCUCAGUUUUACAGUCAGAGGGCUCCCGACUCGGACAGCUGGAUCUGAAUAAUAAUGACCUGCAGGAUUCAGGACUGGAGUUGCUCUCUGCUGGACUGAAAAUCUGUAAACUGGAAAAACUAAGGUUGGCCACCUGUAAUCUCACUAGUCAGUCCUGUAAAACGAUGGCCGCUAGUCUUCAGUCAGUAAACUGUGUCCUGAAAGAGCUGGAUCUGAGUAACAAUGACCUGCAGGAUUCAGGAGUAGAGAUUCUGUCAGCUGGACUAAAGAGCCCACACUGUAAACUGGAGAUACUGAGAUUGUCCAUUUGUAAUCUCUCUGAUCGGUCGUGUGCAACAGUGGCUUCAGUUUUACAGUCAGCAAAUUGUUUGAGAGAGCUGAACUUGAGCAAAAAUGACCUGCAGGAUUCAGGAGUGAAGAUGCUCUCAGAUGGACUGAAGAGUUCAUUAUGUGUACUGGAGAUACUGAGAAUGUCUGGCUGUUUUAUCACAGAGGACGGCUGUUCAGUGCUGGCUUCAGUUCUGAAUUCAAAACCUACACAUCUAAGAGAGCUGGACCUCAGCUGUAAUCAUCCAGGAGACUUGGGUGUUCAGCUACUCACGGCUAGACUGAAUGAUCAAACCUGUAAAUUGGAGAUACUCAAUUUGGAACAUGAGGGCAAGUUUAGGAUCGCAGCUGGUUUACGAAGAUAUGCUUGUGACCUCACCCUGGACCCCGAUACAGCACACACACAUCUGUCUCUAUCUGAUGGAAACAGAACGGUGACGCAUGUAGCAGAGGAACAGUCCUAUCCCGAUCAUCCUGACAGGUUUGAGUGCUGUCCUCAGGUUCUGUGUGCUGAGAGUCUGCGUGGACGCUGCUCAUGGGAGGCUGAGUGGAGCGGGAAAAGCGGAGUCUACAUUUCAGCCUCAUAUAAAGGCAUCAGAAGGAAAGGACAGAGCGAUGAUUGUGAGUUUGGAUCUAAUGACAAAUCCUGGAGACUUGUCUGCUCUGAUAACAGCUUUUUAGCCUGGCACAAUAAUGAGAGAACUAAAAUGCGUCCGCCUUCAUCCUCAUCUCGCUCUAAAAGGGUCGGGGUGUAUUUGGACUGGCCAGCUGGCACUUUGUCCUUCUACAGCAUCUCUGACAAAAAUAAACUCACACACUUGCACACAUUUUCCUCCACAUUCUCAGAGCCUCUGUAUGCAGGGUUUGGCCUUUAUUCAGGAACCUCAGUGUCUCUGUGUCCUAUAGAAACACAAAAAACUGUGGCAAUGACAUAAAUACAUUGUAAGAUAGCAAGCACUUGGUUUACUUUUAGAAAUUUUUACUGAGUUAAAUAACUCUAGUUAUAAUAAAAAAUUAUAUUUUUCAACUG
Messenger RNA from Danio rerio (zebrafish), 4706 nucleotides. Lineage: Eukaryota; Metazoa; Chordata; Actinopteri; Cypriniformes; Danionidae. The record is from RefSeq and is a predicted model, not a curated record.